Messenger RNA from Equus caballus (horse), 4141 nucleotides. Lineage: Eukaryota; Metazoa; Chordata; Mammalia; Perissodactyla; Equidae. The record is from RefSeq and is a predicted model, not a curated record.
UCUCUCAAGUCCCUCCCAAUAGGGCAGGCCCCUGUCCAGCUGUCCAGCCACCUCCUACUGCCUCCCCCUGCCUGCCACCACCACCCCCCCAAGCAGGAGUGGGAGGCCCGGGCAACCCAGGGCAGUCCAGUCACUUCUUCUCCCCGGGAAGCUUAGCUAGGGGCAGGGUAUGGGCAGGAAAGGGCUGUGGCCCAGCUCUGCACUCCACUCAGGGGUCCCAGAGCCCCCCCAGCCUGAGGUCCUGAGAGGAGGCCUUUGUGCUGCACACUCUCCCCCUCCAGGGCUGAAUACAAGAUCAUAACCCCAGGCCCCUCCUGGGUCAGGCUCUAGACUCAACCCCUGAGAACUAUGUGGCCUUCAGGCCUAAAUGGCCCAUGACAGUCUUGCUAACAGCUGCCUCCCACUGAGAGCAUCUGCGUGUGGGGCCUGUGCGUGCCCAUCACAUGAAUCCCCCUCAGGAAUUCAUCCAAGGAGGAGUAGGUAUCCCGUUCUACAGAUGAUGAAACUGGCUCAGAGAAGUCCGCUCACCCAGGAGGCAGCAGGAUCGGGAUGUGAGCUGAGGCCGGCCCGGAGCUAAAGCCCCAGUCUUAACCGCUCUGCCCUACGGCCUGGUGCCCCAGACUCAGGACCGGUAAAAUCCAACUUGCCAUAUAUCUUCCAGAAGGAGCUUCCUGGCCAGCCCUGACCCUGCUGUGCCCCUGUGCGGCCCCCACCCCGUGGUCUGACCUCCGAAACAGCUGUGGCAUGGAUCAUGACCUUGCCCACUGGGCCUUCAUUCUCCUCUGCAACUCCACCAGGAGGUUGGCAGGACCCUGACCAGGAGGGCUCCAGGAAGCCCCGUGGGAGGAGCAGUGCCUGGGUUCCCACUGAGGCAAGACUGGAGAAGAUCUGUCGAAACAGUGGCAGCAGGAAGAACUGAGUCGGGAUUCUAAGGAUGGUGGGACCGUCCGUCCGUGGAGCCGGCCCCAGGAUGCCCCGGGGGUGUGGAUGACCAGCCGUGAAGCCCCACCCGGCCCAGGCCCGGAUGCCGCCGCCCCGCGAAGACCACUCGCCGAGGGCCGCCAGUGGCCCCGCGCCCUAGUCUCCUGACCCAGGGACCUCGCGCGUGCGGUUCCCGCCUGGCCGCCCCGGGGGAGACGCGGGAGUGAGCUUCCCGACCCGCCCCGCCGAGCGAGGGCGACGGCGCAGGGAGCGGCCCCGGGGGAAGGGGCUCGGGCCGCCUGGAAACAUUCUCCCGCAGCGGCUCGGCAGGAUGACCAGCCUGUUCCGCCGGAGCAGCAGCGGCGGCGGCGGGGGCGGCGGGGCGCGCGGGGCCGAGGGCAGCGCCGCGGCCGCCGCGCAGGAGCUCAACAACAGCCGGCCCGCGCGCCAGGUGCGCCGCCUCGAGUUCAACCAGGCCAUGGACGACUUCAAGACCAUGUUCCCCAAUAUGGAUUACGACAUCAUCGAGUGCGUGCUGCGCGCCAACAGCGGCGCGGUGGACGCCACCAUCGACCAGCUGCUGCAGAUGAACCUGGAGGCCGGGGGCGGCAGCGUCUACGAGGACAGCUCCGACUCGGAGGACAGCAUCCCCGCGGAGAUCCUGGAAAGGACUUUGGAACCUGAUAGCUCCGAUGAAGAGCCGCCCCCUGUGUACUCCCCACCGGCCUACCACAUGCACAUGUUCGACAGGCCUUACCCUCUGGCCCCCCCCACCCCGCCUCCCCGCAUCGAUGUCCUGGGCUCUGGACCCCCUUUGAGCCAGAGGCGCUAUCGAAACUGGAACCCACCACUGCUGGGCAACCUCCCCGAUGACUUUCUCCGCAUCCUGCCCCAGCAGCUGGAUAGCAUACAGGGUAACCUCGGGGGCUCCAAGCCCGUGAGCGGAGAGGGAGGCCUACCCCCUGCAGCCGGACCUGGGCCCCGGGACCAGGAGAGCCGCUGGAAGCAGUACCUGGAGGACGAGAGGGUCGCGCUCUUCCUGCAGAACGAGGAGUUCAUGAAGGAGCUGCAGCGCAACCGCGACUUCCUCCUCGCCCUGGAGAGAGGUGGCGCACCGGAUCGAUUGAAAUACGAGUCCCAGAAAUCCAAAUCCAGCAGCACAGCUGUGGGCAACGACUUUGGCUUUCCAUCUCCUGCCCCAGGAACCGGCGACGCCAACCCCGCUGUGUCUGAAGAUGCCUUAUUCAGGGACAAGUUGAAACACAUGGGAAAAUCCACCCGGAGGAAGCUGUUUGAACUGGCCAGGGCCUUCUCGGAGAAGACCAAGAUGAGGAAGUCAAAGAGGAAACACUUGUCGAAGCAUCAGUCGCUGGGGGCUGCAGUGUCAACAGCCAAUCUCCUGGACGACGUGGAGGGCCACACGUGUGAUGAAGACUUCCGGGGAAGGCAACAGGAGGCGCCCAAGGUGGAGGAAGCCGUAAGGGAAAGACAGUAAGAGAUGCCAGCAGUUCCUCCUUGCCGGAGAAGAUCUGACCCGGCAGAGGCAGCCGGAGAGCAAAACCAGCCCCCAGCUGAAGAGCCAGCUGCAGCUGGACCGAUGGUGCUUGAGUGCCGAGGCCCAGGGAUUCUCCGGCCACAGUCCAGCCCAGCCACUGCCACUGCCACUUUCCAUGGGACUUGGAACUUCGGAGCUGUGUGCUGUGACUGGAUGAAGGACCUGGGGGGCGGCAGCCAUCGACAGCCCCUUUUGUAGCCAGGCUGUUCUAUGGGCAAUGAGUGGAAAUGCAGGAUCCAACCUCCAACCCUCCUUCUUAAAAAAAAAAAAACAAAAGUCCCAGAAAACAGGCAAAAAUUGGAGUGCCCGAAAGGGCAGGAUGACCCUACCAGAGGCUCUUUUGCCUGAAGGUAGAGCCCCUGCCCUUGCCCAUCUCUCCUGCUGAGCCACGGACACCGCCUGGUCCCCACCCCUGACCCCAGCACCUUCUGGGCACCUUGGGCCCUUUAUUCCCACGGCCUCCUGCAUCUCAGCCUUUCCUGGGGCCGCUAACCCUCAGCACAACCCCUGCACAGAGCUCUUGGUGGGGGAGCCCUGGGCAGUCACUUGGGCUCCCUCUGAGGAGUGAUGGGCCCCCGAAGAGAGGUAUCUGCUGACUGCCCUGCCUGGGCCCCUCUGGCUGCCUCCGUUAGGGGCUGGCUAGGGCCCCCAGCAGGGAUGGGGAGGGUGGCCACCCCGGAGCUGGAGGACUUUGGCUAGGCAGGGGGAGUCUUUGGCAGAAGACAAAAGCCAGUUCUGGAUGGGACCUUGAAGUCACACAACAGUGAGGGCUCACAGGAGCUCUGACCCCCCCCUGGCUGGACUAGAAGUUCUUCUGCCACUAAGGGUGGGCAGCAGCGGGUUCUGAAGUGACCCUGGGGAAGGUGCAGGACUGAGAAGCAAGGUGAAGAGGCUGCCAGCCUGGGUGGGAGGCCUGGGGCAGAAGGGCUUGCUGGGUGCCCCUUGCCGAGAGAGCGCGACAAGGUGAAAGAUCCGAGGAGGAAAACUCUCGGUUCUACAGAGCUUACCGACACCAACCACUGCCAGCGGGAGGGAGGCUGUCCCCGUCUCUCCGGCCGCCGACGCGACGGGAACACGCUGACCUCUCUCUCCGGAAAACCGGGAAGCCUAGGCAGGCACGAGGCUUCGGGCCCCCGGAGUGUGGAACCAGCCCAGCCCGACCGCCCGGGGUUGGAGCGGGAGCCAAGCCUUGGCGGGGCCCCGGCGGCCGCAAGUCACCCCGAGAUAAUGAAGGCGCGGCGGCCGCCCAGGGCCAGCGGCGGAGGCCAGACCGCGAUCGCGCCGGCCCGCCCGCCGCUCCGGGGGCCGGAGGAGGGCCCCGGGCCGACGGGGGCGGCCGAGCUUCCCCGGCUCGGGAGAGGCGGCCGCGGGCUGGGCCAGCCCCGCAGAGGAGAGGCCGCCGCCCUCCGCUGCUCCCCGCGGCCGGGCUGUGGCCCCCGACGGCCCUCGGCCUCCAGCCCGAGCUCCAGAGGGGUCUGACCCCGAGGGGCCUCUGGGCUGUGGCCCUGACCCCUCCCCGCGCCAGGCCCGGGCGCAUGGCGGGGAAGCCCCAGCCCCAUGUCUGUGUGUGUUGCUUUGUUAGUUUUUUUUUUUUUUCUUCCUAUGUGUGGGUUUUUUCUUGGAGCUGUUUCAUAGGAAUUCCUGUAAUAAAGACUUGGUGUUCUC